Molecule: messenger RNA, 920 nt
Organism: Stylophora pistillata
Lineage: Eukaryota; Metazoa; Cnidaria; Anthozoa; Scleractinia; Pocilloporidae
Product: adenosine receptor A2a-like
Biological process (GO): G protein-coupled receptor signaling pathway
Cellular component (GO): membrane
Molecular function (GO): G protein-coupled receptor activity
Source: RefSeq, a predicted model, not a curated record
UGUCAUUUGAAAGCAGCACCUUUUGCAUACAUUUAGAAAUGAAUUGGUACUGGAUUCUUGGCUGGCUUCCUUCAAUAUUUGCUAUUCUUGGAAAUGGAGUGGUGAUCUAUCUGAUUUGCACGAGGUCCAGACUCAAAAACGUCCCAAACCACUUCGUAUUGUCCCUAGCGCUUGCGGAUCUCGGUGUGGGUGCAUGUUGUUUCCCGGUGCAACUCAUAUGCAGUUUCAAUGCAACAAACUGCAGAAAUCAAAUCGCAGACGAUAUUGCCGUACUGAUGAUUUAUUCUUCGAAUACCAAUCUAUGCCCGAUGACUAUCGACCGCUACUUGGCCAUUGUGCUGCCUCUCACCUACACGUCACUGAUGACAACAAGGCGUGCUCGAUAUCUGAUCGCCUUCUCGUGGUGUGCACCGUUGUUUUCGUAUUUUAUCCCUGCGCUUUGUACCAGUCUCCAUGGUUGUACUAUAAACGUCAACAUCACUGUCAUCGUGUGGACCUCCAUGUUCGAGUUUGUUCCGUGUGUUUUACUUCUGACUGCAACCACGAAAAUAAUAAUAACUGCAAGGAGACAUUGUCGACAACUUGCGAAAAUGAAUAAUCAAUUGCAAUACAACCAACCGAAUCAUAAAGGUCAAACGGGAGUGUCAUCAGCGCGUGUAAUUGGAACAGUUGUGGCCAUUUUUAUUGCAUGCUACGCGCUCGAAGUGUACAGCUCAUUAUGUCAUUUUACCAAAUUCUGUGGGUUAACAAAAGAUCUGAGCAAAGCGGUGUUUUUCCUGGUAGUAACAAACUCUGCAGCAAACCCGUUCGCCUAUGCCUUGUUUAAACGUGACAUAAAAAGAGAGCUCAAGAAAAUAUUCUGCAAAUGGAGAUCAACUCCAGCAGCCGGAUGCUCCGUCAGUCUCUCAACAAGGGCAUGA